AGUCUCGGAGGCGGCGCCGCAGGGGAUUGAGGGGUUGACUGAGCGUUGCGAGCCUUAGCUUUCUCCCGAACGCCAGCGCUGAGGACACGAUGUCGCGGCUCUCCCGCUCACUGCUUUGGGCCGCCACCUGCCUGGGCGUGCUCUGCGUGCUGUCCGCGGACAAGAACACGACCCAGCACCCGAACGUGACGACUUUAGCGCCCAUCUCCAACGUAACCUCGGCGCCGGUGACGUCCCUCCCGCUGGUCACCACUCCGGCACCAGAAACCUGUGAAGGUCGAAACAGCUGCGUUUCCUGUUUUAAUGUUAGCGUUGUUAAUACUACCUGCUUUUGGAUAGAAUGUAAAGAUGAGAGCUAUUGUUCACAUAACUCAACAGUUAGUGAUUGUCAAGUGGGGAACACGACAGACUUCUGUUCCGUUUCCACGGCCACUCCAGUGCCAACAGCCAAUUCUACAGCUAAACCCACAGUUCAGCCCUCCCCUUCUACAACUUCCAAGACAGUUACUACAUCAGGUACAACAAAUAACACUGUGACUCCAACCUCACAACCUGUGCGAAAGUCUACCUUUGAUGCAGCCAGUUUCAUUGGAGGAAUUGUCCUGGUCUUGGGUGUGCAGGCUGUAAUUUUCUUUCUUUAUAAAUUCUGCAAAUCUAAAGAACGAAAUUACCACACUCUGUAAACAGACCCAUUGAAUUAAUAAGGACUGGUGAUUCAUUUGUGUAACUCACUGAAGCCAAAAUACUAUCUUUUAAGAUGUCCCACAUGGAAGACGCUAUUCCAGGAUCUUUAAAUUUCCAUGGAUGCAUAUAGGAUGUUUGGGAGCAUCAUCCGUGAAGAAAAAAUCAAUUAAAUCAUUGUGUUCAACAGGAAUAUUUAAAAUAUUCUGCAUGAAUCCUGUGGCUGUCUUAUUUUAAAUAGCUGCUGCUGUGGGAUUAUAUUUUUUUUCCUUAACAUGCCAAAUAUAACUUUCUGAAAGUGAUGGAAAAUGUUGUCUUGUGCAGACAACAUCAUGGCUCUUGGCAGUUUAAAUUUAGUAAUUUUAAUUUAGUGAACAGAAUUGAGAAGAACGUGCCAAAUGAGAAUCAAUUAGGUGGAUUUUUGGCUGUCAUUUCAAAAGUGGAAUAAAUUUAUUAAUUUAGUAGUACUAAAUGGUAUCCUUAGAUUAAAAUUUUGUGCUUGAUAACAGCUGUUUUUUCUACAUUAGAAAUAAGAUGCCACACAAGGAACUACAUUCCAGAUUUAAAGAAAUGAAAGGAUACCAUUAGUGUGUAUAACAGAUUAUUGUUCAUACUUGUAAAGCAUCUUAUGUCAUUGAGAAUAUAAAGAACAGUGCCUUAGAAGACAGUGAAAGGUAAGCUCUAGCUUAAUGUCUAUGAUUUGUUCUUUGACAUUAAGGAAGGUAAGGAUUGGUCAGAGGAUGUAACUUGAUGUGAGCAGUAGUAAACCUGUUUUAGAUAUCAUACUGUUAAUAUUUUAUUGAAAAUUUAUUUCAGAGCGGAGAAACUUAAGCUAAAGUCUGUUAUACAGAAUUGAAAGCCUUCGUAUCUUGAACCUCCCAACAUUUUUCUUAUGGCUGUUGAAAAGUAUAGAGCUAAAUUGAUUUAAUUACACUUUCCUUUGUACUUUAAAAAAAAGUAUGCUAGCACUAUUGUACCUUGAAAGGAUUUCCACCAGACUGUCUUGAGUAGUGACUUCUUUGGUGAGGCAAGAAGGAUAUACAUUAUUUUAGAAUCAUUUACUAUUUAAAUGAGACAAUCAUAUUAUUUUAGAAUCAUUUAUUUUAAAUGAGACAAUCAUUUUAAGUUUUAAGAUAACAGAAGUGACCAAUGUAAUUUCACAACACCUAAGGAUUUUUUGGUUGAUCAGGUUACUGUAGAUUUUUACUGAUUGUCCUGGAUGAAUAGACUGUGCUUUUUCUUUUUCUCUCCCUUCCUUCUUGGUUUCCCAUAGUAUAAUAAGCAUGCAUACUUUAACUUCUAUAGUUUUCUCCUUUAGAGGGUCGUCUUCAGUUUUAGAGGUUUACUUCUCCCUUGCCUUUGACUCAUUGGACUAGUGCAGAGGCUUUAAGUAGUUUAAAAUGGGCUUUUGCUUUUCUAGGUCAUUAACGUUUUUUAUUUAGUUUCUUUAGCCAAUAGUGGCUGAGUUUCGCACUUGAUUUUCAAUAUUUUAUAGUAAGAAAUGACAAACUGCUUUGUUUCAUUUCAUAAACAAACUCUGCAUUUAGAUAACUAUUAAAGGUUGUUAAGAUGAAGAUUUACUGUUUCUUUGUUACUCGUUGGUACAGCUGUUUGUUUUACUUGCACAUUUGUACAUAUACUUAAUGUUUUCAAGUGCCUUAAUUGUUUAAAAUCUCUGGCUUCAAAGUUUCUUGGGGAAAGGUCGGUUUACCUCACAUUUUUUGUUUCCAUUAGUAAUAUUCUAGGUACCUCACAAAAUGUAUUAUGGUGCCAUGGCUGUUAGUUUUUAGUGAGUGCUGUAGGAUUAAUUCGAAAAUAGGCAGAAUUCCAUUCCUCCCAAGGUGGCAAAAAUUAGCUAUACUGAUGUAAUUGUCAUUUACCUGGGUAUGAAUUCCCUGACACACAUUCAUGUCAACAUAUGUAGCAAAUUUUGUGAAAACAUAACAAUUUGAAGCUUCUGUAAUUUUGAGCACUGCUCUAACAACAAGCAUAAUAUAAAAUUAGUUAGAUUUUGCAAGUCUACAAAUGAGCUCUUGCAACAGAACUCACAGCCUUUUUACUUUUUUCCCCUAACUUUAGCAAUGUAGUAUCUUGAGCCAUUAAUUUUUGGGUUUUUUUAAAAUCCAGAAGGUAUAUAGAAACCUUUUCAGAUUUUUCAUCUGAUUUGUUCUUGCAGAUGUUCUUCUAUCAAAUACCUUAUUUUACCUUACAGAUAUUUGUUGCACAGGCAGAUACUGCUGUAUUUAGACAUUUCUAUUUCAGUUCAUUAAAAACUGCAAAACCAAUCUGUAUCAUGUACCAAACUGACUUAAAAUAAAUCUACAUGUUUAUUGAAUUAA
Homo sapiens (human) is the source of this 3020-nucleotide messenger RNA. It is a transcript of the gene CD164, whose product is annotated as CD164 molecule. Lineage: Eukaryota; Metazoa; Chordata; Mammalia; Primates; Hominidae. Gene Ontology annotation, cellular component: plasma membrane; endosome membrane; lysosomal membrane. The coding region runs from base 90 to 683 and encodes 197 amino acids. The record is from RefSeq and is marked reviewed. The transcript is spliced from 6 exons.